Molecule: messenger RNA, 417 nt
Organism: Cordyceps fumosorosea ARSEF 2679
Lineage: Eukaryota; Fungi; Ascomycota; Sordariomycetes; Hypocreales; Cordycipitaceae
Exons: 2
Coding region: 1-417 (138 amino acids)
Source: RefSeq, a predicted model, not a curated record
AUGCGCUCCGCCAUACCACCUUACUACACCCGGCUCAGCAUCGUCGUCAUCCUCAUCAUUAUCAACAUCAUAGGCAUACUCUUCACCACACUAGUAGCUUACUUCGCCUGGCUCAUCAUCGUCGCCUUCUGCUACCGGACCCCCAGCACCACCAUAUGGGAGGAGCAACAUCAAGAUGCUCAGUGCCCAGGACCCCGUUCGCCCUCCACGGCCUCUGCACAGGACACCGACUCCAAUGUCCAGCCAAAGCCCCAGCCCCCACCGACGCAGCCACCGACGCAGCAGCGUAGGCCUUGGGAGCAGUGCAGGCGAGCCCUCGUCAAGCUCAAGAGAGCUCUCGCCAGGCUCAAGGAACGCGUCCAGAACCGCGUCACCAACAUGUGGCUCAUAUGCAUAAUAUCUCGUCUGCCUAAUUGA